This is a messenger RNA of Mesocricetus auratus (golden hamster), 2036 nucleotides long. Its product is annotated as stearoyl-CoA desaturase 4-like. Gene Ontology annotation, biological process: response to fatty acid; unsaturated fatty acid biosynthetic process. Bases 738 to 1808 code for a protein of 356 amino acids. The transcript has 9 exons. Gene Ontology annotation, molecular function: palmitoyl-CoA 9-desaturase activity; iron ion binding; stearoyl-CoA 9-desaturase activity. NCBI's taxonomy places the organism in Eukaryota, Metazoa, Chordata, Mammalia, Rodentia, Cricetidae. Gene Ontology annotation, cellular component: endoplasmic reticulum membrane. The record is from RefSeq and is a predicted model, not a curated record.
GCUGCUAUGAUCCCUACCAUGAUGAUGAUGGACUAAUCCUCGGAAACUAAAAAAAGAAAGUGUCUGUCUCAAGCGACCCAGUGAAUGCACAACCUCCAGUCUGAGCUUCCUUGUCCUGACACGGAGCUGACUCCUGGCUGGGAUUCCUGCCCUUUCCUUACAGAAGACUCCCAAAUUCCAACCUGAUGGAAGAGUCUUCACGCCUCCCUGCUGCAGCAGAUGUUCUGGAGGCAGGCACACAGGAAAGGAGGUGGCUGUCCCCUGUGAAACAAGUCCUGUGACUGAGCGUGGGCUCAGGCACUCAGCUCUGUGCAUGUGACUGUAGGUGUGAGCUGGUCAGAGCCUUCUGGAUUUCUGGAACUGGAAUAAAGGUGACUCUCUCUUAGUAUGUGCAGUACCCCAUUGACUCACCUUAGGUGACUGCAGGCUUGGCUGGCUGUUGCCUCCCCUCUGUCAUCUUCAUCUUCUCGUGGGGCAGCCCUGACUAGCCAGGUCUGAGCACUUUACCCCUUGUUGGCAGACUGCCAGCCCUACCUAACCUUUAAAUCCCGAGCCUGCAGAGAUCCACACACGGCAGGGCCGAGUGGUGACACCCAUACAACUAGCAAGGCACACAGCACACGGUGACCUCUGGACUCCAAGUUCCAUCCAUCCUCAGUCGCUGCAGACAGACCUGGAUCCCAAACCGCACUUGAAGCCUUUAGAACCUCCAGGAUUUAGGCCUCCCGGGAGCGGAGAUGGCGGCCUACUUGACACAAGAGAUCCCCAGCAACUAUGGCGCUGCCACCAUCAUAAAGCCUCACUCCCGGGGUCAGCAGAGUGGAGAAGAGAAAGUGGAGAAGAUGCCCCUCCACGCAGAAGACAUCCGUCCUGAGAUGAGAGAAGAUAUACACGACCCCAGCUACCAGGAUGAGGAGGGGCCCCCGCCCAAGCUGGAGUACGUCUGGAGAAACAUCAUCCUCAUGGUGCUGCUGCACGUGGGGGCCCUGUAUGGGAUCACACUGGUUCCGUCCUGCAAGCUCUACACCUGCCUCUUGGGAAUAGUCUACAAUGUAGUUGCCGCUUUGGGCAUCACGGCCGGGGCUCACCGCCUGUGGAGCCACCGAACCUACAAAGCUCGGCUGCCGCUGCGGCUCUUCCUCAUCAUGGCCAACACCAUGGCUUUCCAGAAUGACGUGUAUGAAUGGGCCCGAGAUCACCGUAUCCACCACAAGUUCACAGAAACGCACGCUGACCCUCAUGAUUCCCGCCGUGGCUUUUUCUUCUCUCACGUGGGCUGGCUGCUUGUACGCAAACACCCGGCUGUCAAAGAGAAGGGCGGAAAACUGGACAUGUCUGACCUAAAAGCCGAGAAGCUGGUCAUGUUCCAGAGGCGGUACUACAAGCCAGCUGCCGUGCUCAUCUGCAUCGUCCUGCCCACACUGGCGCCCUGGUACUUCUGGGGUGAAACGUUUCAACACAGCGUGUGCAUUGCUACUUUCCUGCGGUAUGCUAUAGUUCUCAAUGCCACCUGGCUGGUGAACAGCGCCGCCCACCUCUAUGGAUAUCGGCCAUAUGACAGGAAUAUUGGCGCCCGAGAGAACGUCCUGGUUUCAGUGGCGUCUUUUGGCGAGGGCUUCCACAACUACCACCACGCCUUCCCCUAUGACUACUCUGUCAGCGAGUACCGCUGGCACAUCAACUUCACCACAUUCUUCAUCGACUGCAUGGCUGCCCUGGGCCUGGCGUAUGACCGGAAGAGAGUGUCUAAGGCCGCUGUCUUGGCCAGGAUUAAAAGAACUGGAGAUGGGAGCCAUAAGAGUAGCUGAGUCUGGGGUCAUCUGAGUCUCUGUUCCAUAAACCAGCUGGGCCAACAUUUAACAUUCUGUUAACUACUUAAUAAUGCUACUAAAUCUCACUCCUGACAAUUUUGUGGGGGGGGAGGAUUAGGGUCUCUCUCUGAUCUAUUGAGCUCUAUAGACCAGGCUGACCUCGAACCCACAGAGAUCCUCCUACCUCUGCCCUCCAAUUUCUAGGAUUAAAGGUGUGUGCCACCA